This is a messenger RNA of Porites lobata, 5422 nucleotides long. NCBI's taxonomy places the organism in Eukaryota, Metazoa, Cnidaria, Anthozoa, Scleractinia, Poritidae. The record is from the annotation of a GenBank genome assembly.
AGUCAGAUUCCAUGGUCAACCAAAAGCCAUUAAGGGGUCUUAAAAUAGUGUCUGUUGUCCGAAUGACGUCAGCAGCUUCUGCGAGAUGAAAAGUAAUUUAAAAUUGCUCAUUUGGCAGUCAUUUGGUUAGUGUCGAAAAGUCAAGCCCUGCUGCGUUUUGAUCUUGGUAAAACGAACAGGUCCGCAAGAAAAACUGUUCGAAGAUGCAACAAGCAAAGAUAUUUCUCUUUUGUGUAUGUUGGCUUCAUGUUCGAGCAGAAACAGUGUCAACUAAGUAUGGAGAUAUCGAGGGUCUCGUGGCUUCGUAUCCGAAUGCCUCUGGCCCGUUCAAGUCCGUCAGCACGUUUCUUGGCGUUCCGUUUGCCGCUCCACCAAUUGAAGAUCUAAGGUUUAAAGCCCCCAAACCGCCAAAAGCGUGGAAACCAACGGUUUUUUCGGCUAAAACACACAAGGCCAUCUGUUUACAGUUAAAAGACCCUAGUCUUGAAAUCCUUAUCAAGUCAGUAACUCCAAAUUUCACCUACAGCGAGGAUUGCUUGUAUCUCAACAUCUUCAGCCCGAACACCAGCCUCAGUUUGCCAGUGAUGGUUUACAUUCACGGUGGAGGUUACGCCGUAGGAACAGCGAUCACUUCUCCCAGCGAUAUUUUGGCUCUCCAGGGGGUGGUGGUAGUCAUAGUCCAGUAUCGUCUAGGUCCCUUUGGUUUCUUGACGACCGGUGACUCAGCGGCGCCUGGUAACUAUGGGAUGUUAGAUCAAGUGGAAGCACUGAAGUGGGUGAAAGAAAACAUUGAGAAUUUUGGCGGGAAUCCCAGCAAAGUGACCAUAUUUGGAGAGAGUGCUGGAGGAACUAGCGUGGGCCUCCAUCUUCUUUCGCCUCUAUCAAGUGAUCUCUUUCAUCAAGCCAUUCCAGAGAGCGGUGUAGAUUUAAGUCCCUUUGCGAUUCAGCCAACGUCUUUUGGUCUCCGUUUCACAAAAGAGCUUUCACAAAAACUGAAUUGUGGUUCCAGUGACCAUUCUGCAAUGGUUUCUUGUAUGCGCAGCAAAACAGCGUCAGACAUGCAAAAAGCCGCCGAGUCAAUCAAGUUUAGUGUCAUUAAUUAUAUCAACUGGGCACCAGUCGUAGAUAAAAACUUUCUUCAUGAUACACCCCAAGUUUUGAGGAAAAAAGGAGAAUUCAAGCAAGUGCCGCUUAUCAUCACCUUCACAAGUCACGAGGGGGCGAGUUUUCUCGGAAACAUGGUCAACAAUUCGUUUGGGCUGAUGGAGAACGUGGACAAUGGAGUCAGUCCGACUUUGUUCAAAUCAUUUCUAACCAAGUUUGCUCAAGCUCAAGACAGUAGGUAAGUUCCGUUAAGAUUUUACGAAUGUUUGCUCAGUAGCUUUAAUAGAUGUAGUGACACUUUUGGAGCUUAUUCGUUGGCUCAUAAAUGGAAUGCAAAAGCGUCUUUCUUUUCCAUUUUUAAAUAAAGUGUUAAUACAUAACUGCAGCCUGUUAUUACGAUUCCACUCACGUUUAACGCGAGCUUACAGGAUCGUAGCCAGCAAAAAAAUUAUGACUGAGGCAAUGACCGUGACCUACAUAUUUGGGGUGUUACUCAUCCUUUAUUCGACAAUAAAAUGUCCUUUUAUAGACCCAAAGCCCAUUCUGAUCUAGUCUAUAUCUUUGAUAUGAAAACGCUUUUUUUGUAGGGUUGUGGUGUUGGUGGGAGGGUUAUUUAAAGAUUAGGUUUGGUGUUCUAGGUUCUUGUAUGCGGAUUUUUAUAAAAACAGUUUGUUUCUCCAUAUCACUACAGUGCCAAAUUGGGAUGAUUUUGUGCACGUUAGCACUGACCCCACUGUACUGAUCCCAGUGCUGUGGAACUUCGCGUGGCUCCACGGGGACUUUGCUUGUACAUUAGGCUGCUGCAAGACAAUUGGGCCUUUUUUGGAGCCCAUAGACACACGGUACCAGAGGCCCGUUUUUAGAAAGUCCCGUCAUUUUUAAUGGUCCCGGAAAGAAGUCGUUGUUUACCUUAAAUUUAAGAUAGAGGUUUCGGAGGUUGCGAUAGUUUUGCUGAUAAUAUUGUAAAACCAACAGUUAACAAAACAAAAUGGAGCCUUGUUUUUCUUUGGUGAUCUGAAUAUUUGUUUUCGGGCUCGUAAAUUAACCGGAACUUUCGUGAAAAUGGCCUCAGGUCUUUAACCUCUGCAAAGCGAUUACAGUCAAGGCCGGUCAAGCGUACCCCACAAGAUUCUAGUAAUGAAUUUAUUUUUUGAAAAAUGAAUGCGUUAGUCGUUCCCGAAACUAGUGUCAAAUUCAAGUCGGCAUUCCUGCACGAGUAAUGAGCAGUGAAUAUUUUACGAGAACUUCUCUGUAUUUGGUCAGAUUGAAAAUCUUUGAAUGGAUGAAAUUUCUUGGAAGACAUUUACAUCAAAUUCAGGGAAACUGAGCUGGUAGAAAUUUCGUAACUGAAUCGCGUGUGAAUUCACGGCUCAUUUUGCAUGCAAGAAUGCAUAGACGAACUUGAAAACUACAACUACCAACAGGAUCUUGGGGGGUACGCUUGACCUGGCUUGACUGUAAUAACUACAUCUUAAUGGAAGAGUUAACAACAGCCGAAAGACAGUGGAGAUGUUGGGGUACAGCACCCUGCCAUGCAGCAGAGCCUUUUCUUUGGUCGCUAGAUUUUGACUUGCUCGGAUCCAGGGAAACUCUGCUGCAUGUAUCGAAUAAGAUCUUUGUUGAGCAUGCGCGGUAUGUUGCUAAGAAGCUCUAAGAUAUGGUUUCGGACCUGGGGCCUAUUUCUCGAAAGUCUCCAUAACUUUUCGGGCUCGGAAAGCUGUUUUGUGUUUGUUGUGUUUGCAUUCAAGAUCAAAGUUUCAAUAAUUUUGAAAAUAAUACAAUGAACCUAUUAGUUAACGAAGAAAAAUUGACUGGAGCGUGGGCUAGGAACUGUGAUACUAUUCAACAGGUUUUGAUUUUAAAAUUUGCCUUCGGCAGGGGCGGAUCCAGGAUUUUUUUUAGGAGGGGGUGCACUCGUCUCUUGCUCUACUUCAACACCAAUAAACCACAGAGUUUUUUUUUUUUGCAGAAUACCAAUUGUAUUAGAAAACCGCAGGUCAUCUCAGGGGAGGGUGCGCACCCCCUGCACCCUCCCCCUAGAUCUGCCCCUGUUCGGGCUCGAAAAGUUUCCGGGUCUUUCGAGAAACGGACCCUUGGGCGCUUGCUACAGCGGGCUCGUUAAUGACCAUCAGUUCAAUCAAUAAUAAUAUACAAGUAAUCACAUAAUUUUUCUCGUGCAAUUUGGAGUAAAUAAGUACUUUCAAAGAUCACAAAGUGCAUAUUUAUUCCAAAUUGCACUCGAAAUCAUGUGAUUACCUAUACUAAACGGAUACUCGCUCUUGAAAAAAACAGUUUGAGGAGGGAAAGCAAAAUCAGUGACUAGCCCAGAAGUUCGGGCUGCGGCAACCUCUAAGGCUUAAUGUCAUUCAGAUCCAACCUUCUUUUCUCCUCCUCAGUCAAAAUUAAGGAGGAUCAGCUAUAUGUAGCUUCUGCUCGCAAGGUGCUGUAGAGACGCUUGUCUCCACAGGCCACCAACAAUUCACAUUUAUUUAUUUGUUUGCUUGUUCUUUAAUUGCAAGCAGUGUUUUGCUUUCCCCUUUAAAAUAAAACGAGUGAGGCAAGUACCUCGGAUUGCUUUAAACUGGGCACGGCUAUGGCCUUUGCAAUAAUCGUUUUUAUCCGUCACUUUUUUUUUCAGAAACAAGACUGCUCAUAUCAUCGCAGAUGCGUUGGAGUUCAUGUACACCCCUUGGCCUGACAAAAGUAAUAAAUACGCAUUAAGAAGCCAACUUGUUGAUCUUCUUGGAGAUUACGUAUUUUUUGCUCCCACUCACGAGGUUGCUGAUGUUCACAGUCAGGUCGCUCCUGUUUACAUGUAUGAAUUUGCUCAACGGGCAAAGUUUAGUUUUGCGGAUGCAGAGUGGAUGGGCGUUGUUCAUGGUGAAAAUGUUCCCUUUGAUUUCGGAGUUCCUUUUUUUCCAAUAUUUUUUCCAUUAUAUAGUCCCGGUGACAGAAUUGUCAGUUUGUUUAUUAUGACCAUGUACGCAAACUUUGCCCGGUCCGGCGAUCCUUCAGUCAGUGGUGUCGCGUGGGAGAAAUACAACACGACUCACAGAGCUUACCUUAAAGUGGACACAAGUCCCGAGUUGAAGGCGUCAUUUAACCCUCGCAGAAUGUCUUUCUGGAAUGAUUACUAUCCUAAAUUGGUGCAGCAGAAGUUCGAUGCCAAUAAAGAAGUGGUCAACGGCGCAAAGGCUAUUGUUACCAUGGGGAUGAUCGGAACUGCUUUUCAAGUUGUAUUUUCAAUGAUGGUUUUUAUGUUUUACUGAGACCUUGCUUUACGCCAUGUCCUCAUUUAUUCAAACUAGUGAAUUAGGUUUCUUUCCCAAUGUUAUUGUGAGCGGGAAGGUAUAGCAUGAUGUAACUAAUAAUAUUUUUUUUCUGAGUGGUUAUUGCUGAUUAUUCUAUAUCGAGUUCUACGUUUUGGUAGCUUUCUAUUUGUAUUUGCUCUAAAGUAGCCAAACCUCCCCUUCCACAACUGGGAGGUGGGGGGAAGGUGUCUCCAAGGAAAUCUGUGGUACAGUCCGCCUGCAAUUAUGACGUCACGUCUCGCCUCAGUAACUUUCAAAAUGGCGAGCAAAGUGUUCAUCGAAGAGACGGAUAAAAAUUUAGAUUUUAUCACGGAAAUACUGUUCCGAUUUCUUGGAUUUGGAGAUCUUAAGGUUUCUAUUGUCAUAGAAAACUAGAAUUAAGUGCUUUUUUUGGAAUCAAAUGUCCAAUGUGGUGUAAUGAAUUUUAAAGAUUCCUUUCUAUCGUCGAGAAAAUUUUACGGGCAAUUACACCGACCGGUCAUACUUUUGAGGGCCAGUGCACAGCUAGAUUGAGGAGUUUAGACACAGCAAUAGUAGGUUCAUCAAAGGAUGUAUUACACUUUACAUUGUGCGUAUUUUCAGCUCUUCAGAGCUAGUGGAACCCUAUAUCAUUCCUCUCAAAGUUCGUUUAGCUGUAGCGUUGAAAGAGGACGCUAAAUGACAGGUAUUUGUGAGAGACUGUGAGCAUUGAAUCUUGUUGCUUUACCGCAUUUUAUUACCGCAUUGGGCAUACACCUGUAAUUCUGUAAUUAAAUCCCGAAAACCAAUAAAAGGUUUCGUUUAAUUAGUUUUUGGGGAAAACUGACCCAGUGGAGAUUUUAGGGUAAUAAUACUGAUUGAUGAUGACGAUGUACAAAGGCACUGGUUUAACUUUCGCCAGUGGGUCACUUGUGGGUGUUGGGUGUAAAUUAGUACAGUUUGUGGUGUACUGUGUGUUGUUUGUCAUGAUGUAAACUAACAUUAAAAAAAAUUCAGCUGUUUCAGAGGAGGGACCUGUCUUGAUAGCU